AUGUUGUCUUCUUUACUGUUUGUCAUGUCGUCAAGCCCAAAUUCUUUACUUCUUCAACGGACUAUCGACUUAAAUUUCACUAAUAAGAAACGUUCGCAAUCACUAAAAUGGAUCGUCGUUAAUGCAGUAUUUUUACUCGUGUUUGUGUAUGACUUGUCGUGUAAGUGUCCCGGGUACACGUCCAUCCUUCACUACGUGGAGCUGCUGUGUGCGGGCGUGUUGGCCGCUAACCUCAUCCAGUACGCCGUCAGCCUCGCGCCCUCCCGACAACAGAAACUGCCGCUGUCUCCGCAGCAACAGAAACUGUUAGGACUGUCCUCGGCCGACUUGGAUUCGUCUUUCGUUCUGACGAAAUCCAACGUGUCCGGGCCGGUGUCAGCUGAGAGCUCCUGUUCGUGUGAGGGGUGGGGGGGCUCGGACGCGGACCUGUCCCUGUCUCCCCGCGUGUGGCGCUCCGCCCCGCCGUCCCCUCCCUCGCCCCCCGCCCCCGCUCCCUGCACCCCUCCGUCGCCCGUCAGCCGCGACUCCACACACGACCAGUUCAUAUCUGACAGAGAGUCUCUGGCUAACUACCUGAGACGAUGUGAGGAGCGCAGCGCCGCAGUCGCCGCAGAGCUGUCUCCGCCUGGUCCGGCUGGUAGGGGCGCUCCGCCCCCCUACCAGCUGUCGGCCGUCGACAGCGGCACCAAGCUGGAGGAGGGCUCGCCGCAGGGGGCGCCGCAGCCGUGGGGGCGCCUCGACCUGGACCCGCAGCGACUGACGCAGUGGAACCUCAACCUGCGACUGUAUCGUCGUCUACAUCCCUCCCCUCUGUUUCCGGAGCGCAGUGGAUCCAAGUAA
Molecule: messenger RNA, 840 nt
Organism: Danaus chrysippus (African queen)
Lineage: Eukaryota; Metazoa; Arthropoda; Insecta; Lepidoptera; Nymphalidae
Source: the annotation of a GenBank genome assembly